This is a messenger RNA of Belonocnema kinseyi, 2054 nucleotides long. RefSeq names its product serine/threonine-protein phosphatase 6 regulatory ankyrin repeat subunit A-like. The record is from RefSeq and is a predicted model, not a curated record. Gene Ontology annotation, molecular function: protein binding. Gene Ontology annotation, cellular component: cytoplasm. The coding region runs from base 201 to 2012 and encodes 603 amino acids. The transcript is spliced from 2 exons. NCBI's taxonomy places the organism in Eukaryota, Metazoa, Arthropoda, Insecta, Hymenoptera, Cynipidae.
CAAACGUCAAACUACAUGCACGUCAACAAUUGGCCGCCCAUGGUGUUCGUAGGUCAUGGUUUAUGGUAUCAUUGUUAUUUUUAAAUCGAUCUACUAAACAACUACAUGUGAAUUAGUGUGUUUGUAGUCGCUUUUAAGCAAGUUUGGAUUUCAUUGAUGAAAUUCGCGAUAUUUCGACAUUUUUGAGAAGGAAAAAUAAAAUGCAGUACAUAUCUCAUUACGAGCAAGUCUACAAAGCAUUUAGUGGCAACGAUGAAAAAGGUCUUGAAGCUCUAUUGUCCAAAGAAAAUAAAAAUUCCUUUAGUGAAUCUCUACUUCAUACGGCUCUUAAACGAAAUCAUUUUUCUUUCUUGCAAUUCCUGCUGGAGCAUGGUACUGAUGUAAAUGUAGUGUACUAUGGUCAAAGUUUCCUUGAAGUUGCUAUUAUUAAACAAAUUUCAAGCAUCGUUAAAUGCAUUUUAAAUCAGGGGGCUGAUGUGAAUGUUCAAACAACAAUUAGUAUAAAUGGACUUAUAUAUGAAGGCUAUACACUGCUUCAUAAGGCCGUAGAAGUUGGAAACACAAAGGUUAUAAAAUUACUUUUGGACAACGGUAUGGAUGUUAAUUUUAAAUAUAAAAGCGAGAAAGGUCUAGAAAUAUCCGAGACGGAAAAAACAAAAUGCUGUAAAUUAUCAAGAGAUGAAAACAAAAUUCAAUCUCCUACUAAUUGUUAUUUACGGGUCGACGAUGAGCGUUGUAAAUCUGUUUAUAGUCGAAAUUUGACUGUUUUAGAAUUAGCUAUUGUCUACAAUUACUGUAGAAAUGGGGAAAUAAUUAAGUUGCUUUUGGAAAAUGGCGCUGCUCUUGAUAUUGAAAGUGAUCAGGUGUACCCACUUCAUCUUGCUAUUAUUGAAAAUGCUAAUUUAUUAGUAAUAGAAAAAUUAAUUGAGCACGGUGCUAAGAUCAACUCAGUCUGCGCGAUAAAUAAAUACACACCCCUUUCUCAUGCAGUAGCAACAACAAGUAAUGUAAACAUUAUUUCUUAUUUGUUAAAGAAAGGUGCAACCUUCAACUUAAAUAGCAUCAAUUGUGUUCUUCGUGAUUUUAUAUCCAAAUAUCUUUGGAUGGAAGAACAUUUUUUACUACUCAUAGAUUCUGGUGCUAAUAUCAAUUCGAGAAAUGAAAGGGGCCAAACACCUUUGCAUCUUGCUGUUGAAUUAGCGUCUGUACUUUGUCAUAAAGAUAAAUUAAAACUUCUUGCAGAUUAUGGUUCGGAGAUAACUGUGCAAGAUGAAGACGGAAAUACUCCUCUUCAUUUGGCAGUUAAAAAAGGAAAUCAGAAAGGUGUUGAAAUUUUACUAGAAUAUGAGGCUGAUCUUACCUUUUUAAAUGCAGAGGGACAUACGCCUUUAGGUAUAUUAAAUAGAACCCGAUGUGAAGAAAUCAAUUAUGAUAGAAUUGAAUCAGUCAUUAAAUCUGAUUAUUAUGUUUCUUAUUUUUACGGUAACAGAUUUUCACACUUCGAAAAAAUCGCAUGUAUGAUAAUUGGGACAAUUGUUACAAAUGUAGAGGCAGGAAAAUAUACGAACGAGGAUUUUUAUUUUAUUAGAAGUGAACUGCGAUUUUUCUACGAUUGUCUUAAAAUUGAGCUUGAAAAAAUGAAAUUGAAAAAAGUGAGAGUCAAUAUUUCUUACUGUGAUAUUUUGACGAAAUCUGUUGGCGUGCUAGAAAUCUAUUUGAAUAAAAAGAUAAUAGAAAGUAUUCAAAGCUCCGCUAUUGAAAAGGAAUUUCCAUUUUAUGGUGACAUGCUUAGAAUGCGUAUUAGAAAGAUUAAAGAGAGGCAUGUUUUGGUAGAGUUUUGUGAACAGUGUUUUAAAAUCCUUUUUCAGUUAGAGAAAGAGCCGCCAAUUUUAGUUACAGCCAAAAUUAUUAGCUAUCUAAGUUCGGUAGAUUUGAUAACCUUAUGGAGAGUUUUUAAACGAGCAGAAGAAUCUUUAUCGAAAUUCUUAAAGCGGCCUGAGGCAAUGAGCUAACUCCAGUACAUUUAUUUAUAAUAGUGAAUAUUUUGAUAGCCA